Saccharomycodes ludwigii is the source of this 2001-nucleotide messenger RNA. RefSeq lists its product as uncharacterized. The record is from RefSeq and is a predicted model, not a curated record. The transcript has a single exon. NCBI's taxonomy places the organism in Eukaryota, Fungi, Ascomycota, Saccharomycetes, Saccharomycodales, Saccharomycodaceae. The coding region runs from base 1 to 2001 and encodes 666 amino acids. Gene Ontology annotation, molecular function: oxidoreductase activity; copper ion binding.
AUGGCAGACAGUUCCAAUCCGUUCAUUAAUUUGAAUGAAUUUGACAUCAGUGACAGUGUCACUGACAACAACAUAGACAACAUAGUUGAAGAAAAACCUACCUCUUCCUCAAAAAAAGUACUAAAAAGUUUAAUUAUCUUUACAGUCUUUCUGGCCUUUUUAAUUUCUACAAUUAUGUUUUUGACUUUGCAAUACCAUGAUACAAGUAAAAAUGGAGCAGAUCGUGCAAAGAACACUUUUUUUUCCAAAAAACAUUAUUUUUAUGAUUCCGAUGCUAAUUUUGACGACUAUGCAAAUGUGACAAACGAAUGGAGACUAGACACAGGUACUAACUAUACCAUGAAUUUAACUUAUUGGAGAAAUGACUAUGGAACCUCCAAAGAAAGACAUUAUUAUUUUAACAUAACACAACUAACAGUUCAAAUGGAUAACAUCGAAAACGACGAAGAUCUAACAUCAUCUGCCAAAACUAGAAACUUGACCCUUGUUAAUGGGCAAUAUCCAGCCCCAUUAAUAGAAGCAAAUUCCGGUGAUACCAUCUAUCUACAUGUCGUUAAUAAACUACCAGACAAGCAGCCAGUUUCUAUCCAUUGUCAUGGCCUUUUCUACCCAAAUAACCCGUUUGAUGACGGCGCUGUUGGCAUCAACAGUUGCCCAAUACCUUCCGGCUAUAACUACACUUAUAAAAUUCCUGUCGGCAAAAAACAAUGGGGUACAUAUUGGUACCAUUCUCAUUGGAGUACGCAGUAUGCAGACGGUAUUUUUGGACCAUUGGUCAUUCAUUCAAAGGAUGAAGAUAAUUUGUUAGAUGAUUAUGAUGAAGAUAGAAUAAUUCUGGGUAAUGAUUUUUAUCAAAAUUUUACAGACACUUAUUUAACAGAGUAUUUGGAAUCUGGUAACGAAAAUACUGAACCAACCCCUGAUGAUGGCUUUAUUAAUGGGAUAUACACUCAAACAGACUCACAACAAGAUCGUUUUGAAAGUUUAUUGUAUUUUGAUCCAGAAAAAGUGUACAGACUGAGAUUAGUAAAUGCAGGCUUUUUCUUGCCAUUCACAUUCUCAAUAGACGCACAUAAAUUAACAUUAGUUGAAGCUGAUGGUACAAAUAUUGUUCCACAUGAAGUAGACAAUUUUGAUAUUUCUGUUGGCCAGCGUUAUUCCGUCUUUUUAAACUAUACUAAAACAAAGGAUCAAAACUAUUGGAUGCACACCAGAUAUAAUGCAUAUUGUGUUACUGAAAGUAACCCUAACUUUAAUACGGAUGUCCAUGCUAUUGUUUCAUAUACCAACAAAUACGAAGAGCCAGAAGAUAUGCAAAGUUGGUCCUAUUAUGGUGGUGAUCCAUUAUGUGGAGAUCUAGAUCAAAACUUGCUUUCCACUUUGGUUUAUGAAACAAUCCCAUUAAAUGCAAAUGGUUCGGCAAGGCCCGACGUUAAAGUUGAAUUAGAUAUAGCCUUUAUAAUUGGUGGGUACCAACUGGAUAGAGGAUAUUUUAAUGAUAUGACUUGGGUUUCAUGGGACAAAAAUACUUCAACUAUGCAUCAAUUGAUGUUUAAUUCUGAAGAGUACAAAUGUGAUGGCGUCGAGAAUAAAUUAAAUGAACACACAUAUGUGUUAAACUUUGAUAAGAGAGGUCAAAUUGUGGAUUUGGUACUAAACAACUAUGAUGAUGGGGCGCACCCCUUCCAUUUGCACGGUUUCAAAUUUUGGGUGAUUGCAUCGAGUGCAACUGGCUCAUGGAAGGAUAGCUACUAUGAUGACUUGAGUUUAGGGAAAAUUAAAUUAGAUAAUCCUGUGCUAAGAGAUAAUUUAAACGUCGGACCAUAUGGAUAUGCAGUGAUCAGGUUUGUAGUCGAUAAUCCAGGGGUAUUUCCCUUACAUUGUCAUAUUGGCUGGCAUAUAGAAGCUGGAUUGCUGUUACAAAUUAAUGCUUUACAAAGUGAAUAUUCCCAACUAGAAUACGAUCCUGAAUGGAAAAACAUGUGUGCGCUUGAUAACUAG